Monomorium pharaonis (pharaoh ant) is the source of this 3798-nucleotide messenger RNA. It is a transcript of the gene wg, whose product is annotated as protein wingless. Gene Ontology annotation, cellular component: extracellular region. The coding region runs from base 1202 to 2395 and encodes 397 amino acids. Gene Ontology annotation, biological process: cell fate commitment; neuron differentiation; multicellular organism development. Gene Ontology annotation, molecular function: cytokine activity; frizzled binding. The record is from RefSeq and is a predicted model, not a curated record. The transcript is spliced from 4 exons. NCBI's taxonomy places the organism in Eukaryota, Metazoa, Arthropoda, Insecta, Hymenoptera, Formicidae.
CAAACAAAAAGAGAGAAGAAAUACGAAGAGAAAGAGAGGGUGCAAAACAGAAAAGGGCGAAUAGAACGUCUCUCCCCUUCAUCGCCUCACAUCGUCGUAUCCCAACACGAGCACGCGUGCACGCACGCCUGCGGCAGGCACGCAUGCACGCGCGCGCGUCACCGCCACCGCCACCGCCACCGCCACCGCCACCGCCACCGCCGCCGCCGCCGUCACCGCCGCAUGUUACCACUCGAAGGACCUCCCCGUCGAGGAAGCAAAGAGUUGGCACGGACGGUCGACGGAUGAACGGAACGGAAGGAGCAGAGCGCGGCACGCGUAUACGUCACCCCUGAGAGAGAUUAGGCGAGAAGCUCAAACGCCGGCUCCGGUGGCGUUCCCGAAUCUUGGGUGCUUUAUCUGAUCCUAAGCAAACGGCUGGCGGUCCGGCACGCAGCAUCCCAGCAGCAGGGUCGGCAGCAGGUAUAAUCGUCUCGGGCCAUUUUGUGCUCGGUCGUAUCUCAGUGCGUCUCUCUCUCCCACCACCGAUCGUUCGAUCGCACGCUCUCGAAGGGUGACACCCACCCUUCGAGAAGGGCCCUACGGGAGGGGUGAAAUUUUCGUGGCCGGUUUACGUCGUGUUGUAUUCACAGUCAGCAACAGGAUCCUAAGCGUCACGGUGUUUGCCAGAUCUAACGGGCGCUUUGACAAGAGCCUCGAUAAAGAAAUACUCGAUUUAAACGUAAAAACGGCUGACAGUUCUCCAGUGCGUGAAAGUGUUCGCAGAGAGAAAGGGGGAAAGAAAGGGGGAGAAAGAGAGACAGUUACAUCUCCUCGCUCGAUAACGUUUGGUUAGCUCCGAUACGGUUCGCCGAACGUCGAUUCUACGAGGGUGACGGCCGGGUGAUCAGUGACCGUUAUCGAAAAACCCCCGGAAGGAUCGCGCUUAAAUCCCAGGACGAUCUUAUCAAGCGAUUAGCGUCGGGGUCAUGCACACGACCCCGUGAGUGCGAUUCGAGAGGGAUCCGAGUUUCGCGUCGACGAAAGGAUCGAAGAAGAACGCGAGAGUAUCGCGAGAAGAUGUUCGUUCAGUGAUAGUUGGUGCACGGUGCUAACCUUCCCCGCCCCCCGAUCGGAGAUAAGAAGGAAGUCGUCGAAGAGCGGAUUUGCGCGCGGGACACAUUCUGCGGGUUCACGAGACACGCGAGACACACGCUGGAAGAUGAGGCUCUGGAUGUUUCUGAUCGUGCUCUCGGUGACGGUGCACGCGUCGCUGGAGGAGGUCACCAGGAACAAGAAUCGCGGCAGGGGAUCCACGUGGUGGGGUAUUGCAAAAGCGGGCGAACCCAACAAUUUUUUACCGAUGUCGGCAGGUUCCAUCCACAUGGAACCGGUCUACGCGACCCUGAGAAGAAAGCAGAGGAGGCUCGCUAGAGAAAAUCCAGGAGUGCUGAUGGCAGUGUCGAGGGGUGCGAACCAGGCUAUCGCCGAAUGCCAGCAUCAGUUUCGCAACCGGCGAUGGAAUUGCUCAACGAAAAACUUUCUCAGAGGGAAAAAUCUCUUCGGCAAGAUCGUCGACAGAGGAUGUCGUGAGACAGCUUUCAUCUACGCCAUCACGAGUGCGGCAGUGACUCACAGUAUCGCGAGGGCAUGUAGCGAGGGCAGCAUUCAGUCGUGCUCUUGCGAUUAUACUCACCAAUCACGGGCGUCAUCCGCCGUUCGGGAUUGGGAAUGGGGUGGUUGCUCGGAUAACAUUGGAUACGGUUUCAAAUUCUCUCGCGAAUUCGUCGAUACUGGCGAACGUGGCCGGAAUCUCCGCGAGAAGAUGAAUCUACAUAACAAUGAAGCCGGCAGAGCACACGUAACCUCGGAGAUGCGCCAGGAGUGCAAGUGCCACGGCAUGUCCGGCUCGUGCACGGUGAAGACCUGCUGGAUGCGAUUGCCGAACUUCCGCGUGGUCGGCGACAACCUGAAGGAUCGCUUCGACGGUGCUUCCCGGGUGAUGGUCAGUAAUUCGGACCGCGCGCGCGUCACCAAUAACGCCAUCACCAGCAACUCGGCGAGCAACUCCGUGCACCAGCACCGCGAAGGUCUCGGGCGCCGGCAUCGCUACAACUUCCAGCUGAAGCCGUACAAUCCGGAGCACAAACCGCCGGGGCAGAAGGAUCUGGUCUACGUCGAGCCGUCGCCGCCGUUCUGCGAGAAGAAUCCGAAACUCGGCAUCCUGGGCACCCACGGACGGCAGUGCAACGACUCGAGCAUCGGCGUCGACGGCUGCGACCUGAUGUGCUGCGGCAGGGGCCACAAAACGCAGGAGGUGACGGUAAUCGAGAGGUGCUCCUGCACCUUCCACUGGUGCUGCGAGGUCAAGUGCCAGCUCUGCAGGACGAAGAAGACAGUACACACGUGUCUGUGAGGAGGGAACUCUCGGCCGUGAGAUAUCUUGAAAAUAUCUUGAUAAUCUUCGAGGCAGCCUUCGUGCAGGGUUAAAAACGAUCAAAGUUCGAACUUUCUCUUUGUUUUCGCGAUAACCCCCCUCCCCCUCUCCUCCCCGGUACAACGGUACACAUUGAGGAGUUCGAAGGAUGAGACAGAGACUACUCUUCUUUCUAAGUUCAAAGAUCCCCGGUAGUCUCUUUCGAACGAACGGUCUACGAUCUACUUCUGCGAGAGAUCCUAUCACUGGGUCUUACCGGAUGGGGUCGAAGUCGUCGUGGAGUCCCGCGUGAGUCCGCGGGGCCUCCUCGCCACCAGUAUUACGCGAAACGAACGGAACCACAUAUAAUAUUUAUUACGUCGCGUCGCGCGCGUAUUAAAGACUGAGAUGGUGAGAAGCGUUCGUGCGAUCGUAGAUUUUUAAGGUUUUAAGAUAGGAAAAUUGGAUGGGACGCGUAGAAGAAGUGGUGUAAAUAUCGGUGUAAAGUAUACCAACGUACAACACCGGCCCGCUAUCUCGCCAUUCACCGACGAGGAUCGGACUGAUCUAUCAUCGCGCCCAGAAUAAUGGCUUUGACACCUCAACUGUGACAGUGUCAUAUGGUAGAAAAAAAAAAUAAUUUAAGGCUUUCGCAUCUCUCGUCCGACUGUUAUCCAUUCGGCGAAACUGUCGUCCCCGCCGGUAAUAUUCGAAUUCAAUUCAUUUUACAUCUCUCAUAUGUACAUUAAUCAAAUUGGAUUAGUGCCUGCCUCUCUGCUGUAGGGGGCCAUUGAUCAUGACAAGUAAGCUGAAGAGUAAGCACGAAGAAGCCUUCAAUUAUUUUAUCCUGCUGCAUAUGAGGUCUUCGUUUUUAAGUGAUGUUUAUUGGCUACAACACGAGCGUCGUGGUCUCGUGAGAGCAUUAUUUAUUCUAAUGGUGUCCUUCUUGCACUCUUUAGACACUCGCUUCCUCGGGGAAACGGGCAAUCUCGUAUACAGAUCGCAUACUUGUAUAUAAAUAAAUUAUAGCGAUGUAUUUUGCAACAAUGCGAGCCAAUCGGUGGCCAAUAUAUUUCUCCGUAAGAAACUAUUGUAAAUACAUGCAGAAUUUCACGCGCGCGACGAAACCCCACAUUGGGUGUGGUAAAUUAUUUUUAUAUCUUUUUCACAUAUUCUCCUCUCUCUUUUUCUCUUCUUCCUUUAUCGAGUACCGGGAUAUCGAAGAAUCCCGCGGGUUUAAAAAUACCUUUUGCCAAUGCUGGAGGGAAAAAUUACUCUUCGAAGGAGAAAAUUCCAAUAAGCGAGGUAAUUCCAACGUUGUGCAUAAUAGAUGUAUUAUUAUAAUUAAUUAUUGCUCGUAAUUUAUACAAAUAAACAUAUAAGAAGAUUAAAUAAACGACGAG